Salvelinus fontinalis (brook trout) is the source of this 1817-nucleotide messenger RNA. RefSeq lists its product as uncharacterized. Lineage: Eukaryota; Metazoa; Chordata; Actinopteri; Salmoniformes; Salmonidae. Bases 56 to 1153 code for a protein of 365 amino acids. Gene Ontology annotation, biological process: G protein-coupled receptor signaling pathway. Gene Ontology annotation, cellular component: membrane. Gene Ontology annotation, molecular function: G protein-coupled receptor activity. The record is from RefSeq and is a predicted model, not a curated record. The transcript is spliced from 2 exons.
UUUUUUUUUUUUUGUUUAGGUUUCACAGAGGAAGUGACAAACAAUAUGACCGACAAUGUUUGCAACACUGAAUUUGUCUGAGUCCGAGGAGACCAAUCUAACCAGCACAGAUACGCAAAUGCUUCUAGAACGGCACAGGCCUAUUAAAAUUGGCAUAAUAUCAGUUUUAGGUGCGAUGAUCACGUUGGGGAAUAUUGCAGUUAUUAUGGUGAUUUCUUCAUCGGUGUCCGGCUGGUCAAGGAACUCUCGAUACUUUUUACUCUCACUCACAGGUGCUGAUUCGGCGUUUGGACUGAUCAUCACGCCCUUGAAUCUGUGCGUCAGUCUUGCGAAAGACUACAGUGAAGGCCCAGACUCCCUCUGUCACAUUGUGGCUUUCUUCAACGCGACGAUCUAUUCGACUUGCAUGUACACACUGGCUACAAUAAGUCUAGAAAGAUACAUAGCAGUGUUUUACCCACUGAAGUACUCAUCACUGAUGACAAGGAGAAGAACGCUGCUUCUGAUCGCGUUUGCAUGGUGUUUUCCUCCAUUUUUACUUGUGCCCAUAUCUUUUCCUAACGGGAUAAUUGAGGUCCACUUUUCUACAGCGUCACUGGUUUGCAAUCCAUCGUACUCUACUAACGUUGUGUACACUCUAACGUUGACGUGCCUCAUCUUUUUUCCUUGUUCAAUCAUCAUGACUUGCGCAAACCUGCGCCUUUGGUUUGCUGCAAAGAGACAGCGGGUAAAGAUGCGGGCACAACACCUGGGUCGUCACAACAGACCCGACGUAGCCUCCAGGGUGCUUGUCCCUGUAAUGACCGUGUACUACACAUGUUGGACGCCGUGCAUGGCGGCAAUUAUCUAUAAUGCCAUCUCGGGCAACAGAGUUCCAGAGUGGAUGGAGUUUGGGGUGGUGUGGCUGCCAACCUCCAACGGUUUCCUCAACUGCAUCUUCUACUUCUGGAUCAACCGCAGCUUCCGUAGAAAGUUCUGCCUGCUCUUCCAGCGGCUGUGUCUCACAUUGUGCCCAGAUUUGGCCAAGGCCCUGGGCUGCACAGCCAGCUCACAGACUGUAGUCUGGGACAAUAACAACACCCUCCAGGAGCGCUGCUCCAGUGUGUCGUCAACCUGCACCCUGAUCACCCUGGCCAGUGACACCCCCUUCUGAGGGAUUAGGCUUCUCAUAGACAUGGUACUCACUCACAUUAUUCAAUGAUACAUCUGGUAAGUUUCAACACCAAACACCUGAAGGACAUGUAGGAGAGCUGCUUGUAUUGAGACGGUGGUAUCAGGUUAUAUUUAAAAACAAAGUGUGGCAAGGAGACAUGGGAGUGCUGUCAGGCCAUGGUGUGGUGUUUGACAGGGGCUUUGAAGCAUUUAUCUUCCUCACCAUCACUAUGCAGUUUGAGUUAGCUUGAAUUUUUUUUUUUUUUUUUGAACCCAAACAUAAUUCUUUGAAAUUUUAUUCAUCCCCAAUUGACAGUAUUUGGUCCAUGCUGGAAUGUUUCUUUUUUUUAUAGAUUUUUUUGUUUGUUUUACAUUUUACUGUCACACCAAGUGUUGUCAGAAUUUCAUGCACCAACAGUGAAGACCUCUUAAACCACAUUUUUAGUAUUUUUUUUUUAGUUUGUAAAUCCAUCUGAAUGUAGCCCUCAUCCAGCCAUGUCUCCCGCCACCUUGUUUGUAUUUGCAUUAUCAGUAUUUUACGCGGUGCUACAAUUUUAUCUGCAGGUUGUCUACAGCCCAUCAAUAUGUUGCACUUAAAUGUCAAUAAUGUUUAAUUAAUUGAAAUAUUUAGCCAUCAAACAAUAAAAUGUAUUUGUUGAACUUCA